UCGCGCCCUUCCUUCCCUCCCCGCCUCCGAGCCGCGGAGCGCCCUGGCUCUGGGGCCGAUAUGGGAGCCGCCGCGUGGGCAUCGUCGCCCCUGCCGCCGCGUGUGUCUCUCCUGCUGCUGCUUCUGCCGUUCCCGGGGCUGCCCGUGGGCUCCUGGGACCCGGCGGGUUACCUGCUCUACUGCCCGUGCAUGGGGCGCUUUGGGAACCAGGCUGAUCAUUUCUUGGGCUCCCUGGCAUUUGCAAAGCUGUUGAACCGCACCCUAGCUGUACCUCCUUGGAUUGAGUACCAGCAUCACAAACCUCCUUUCACCAAUCUCCAUGUGUCCUACCAGAAGUACUUCAAGCUGGAGCCCCUCCAGGCCUACCAUCGGGUCAUCAGCCUGGAGGACUUCAUGGAGAAGCUGUCACCUACUCACUGGCCCCCUGAGAAGCGGGUGGCAUACUGCUUUGAGGUGGCAGCCCAGCGAAGCCCUGAUAAGAAGACAUGCCCCAUGAAGGAAGGAAACCCCUUUGGCCCAUUUUGGGAUCAGUUUCAUGUGAGUUUCAACAGGUCUGAGCUUUUUGCAGGCAUUUCCUUCAGCGCCUCCUACAAAGACCAGUGGAUCCAGAGGUUUUCUCCAGAGGAACAUCCAGUGCUUGCCCUGCCAGGGGCCCCGGCCCAGUUCCCUGUCUUGGAGGAGCAUAGGCCGCUCCAAAAGUACAUGGUGUGGUCAGAUGAGAUGGUGAGGACAGGGGAGGCCCAGAUCCGUGCCCACCUCAUCCGACCCUAUGUGGGCAUUCACCUGCGCAUUGGCUCCGACUGGAAGAAUGCAUGCGCCAUGCUGAAGGACGGGACCGCCGGCGCCCACUUCAUGGCCUCCCCGCAGUGCGUGGGCUACAGCCGCCACACCGCCGCCCCGCUCACCAUGACCAUGUGCCUUCCCGACCUGAAGGAAAUCAGGCGCACCCUGAAGCUCUGGGUGACGGCGCUGAACGCCCAGUCGGUCUACAUUGCCACUGACUCUGAGAGUUAUGUACCCGAGAUCCAGCAGCUCUUCAAAGGGAAGGUGAACGUGGUGAGUCUGAAGCCUGAGGUGGCCCAGAUCGACCUGUACAUCCUCGGCCAAGCUGACCACUUUAUUGGCAACUGUGUCUCCUCCUUCACUGCCUUCGUGAAGCGGGAACGGGACCUCCAGGGGAGGCAGUCGUCCUUCUUUGGCAUGGACAGUCCGCCUCAGCUGCGGGAUGAGUUCUGAUCCUACCUGGAGCAUACCGCCUGUCUGAGUUGUUCCCUCCAGCCAGGCCUGGCGGCCGGAGGUGCUCCCAGGAUUGAUCCCCAAGGAUCAGAGAACAGAAAAAUGUACCAGGGACUUCCUGGAGGAGGAGGAAGAUAGUCCAUCUCCCAGGGCACGGGACUUCCAAGCUUCUAGUAGCCAGACCAUCUCCCUUUCUCAUGUGCUCCCUGCUGCUUCUCCUGGGAAUUUCUCACACCAGCAAAGCAGUCCAACAUCUGUCUUUUGGUCUGCCCUGCUCUGAGCAGCCUGGGAUGCUGAACUCUAUAAGGAGAGAUUUUUUUAUAUAUAUGGAGAGAGAUUUUUAUAGUUUUGAUACAAGGUCAUGACUCCCCUAGAACUCUUCCUCAUUUUAAAAAAUCAGUGAAGUUCAUUAACAUAGGUACCUGAAGUGACCUUAACAGAAUGUGGAUAAGGCCAGGGGUGGGUGGGUGUAUUGACCGCUUUUCCAGAUGACCCCUAAAGUGGCCCUCAGACUCAUCCCCACUGCCUGGCCAGAGCCAUUGUCAGCCGCCCUUUCCUAGGCCAUUGCCAGGGUUUGGGGCACAAACACUCUUCUCCAUUGUACGCACUAUGCAAAUAGAA
Lipotes vexillifer (Yangtze River dolphin) is the source of this 1857-nucleotide messenger RNA. It is a transcript of the gene POFUT1, whose product is annotated as protein O-fucosyltransferase 1. The transcript is spliced from 7 exons. Bases 61 to 1236 code for a protein of 391 amino acids. Gene Ontology annotation, molecular function: peptide-O-fucosyltransferase activity. NCBI's taxonomy places the organism in Eukaryota, Metazoa, Chordata, Mammalia, Artiodactyla, Lipotidae. Gene Ontology annotation, biological process: protein O-linked glycosylation via fucose; regulation of Notch signaling pathway; Notch signaling pathway. The record is from RefSeq and is a predicted model, not a curated record. Gene Ontology annotation, cellular component: endoplasmic reticulum.